Messenger RNA from Hylaeus anthracinus, 3243 nucleotides. RefSeq lists its product as uncharacterized. The record is from RefSeq and is a predicted model, not a curated record. Gene Ontology annotation, molecular function: protein homodimerization activity; protein heterodimerization activity. Gene Ontology annotation, biological process: regulation of apoptotic process; extrinsic apoptotic signaling pathway in absence of ligand; intrinsic apoptotic signaling pathway in response to DNA damage. The transcript has 4 exons. The coding region runs from base 1532 to 2446 and encodes 304 amino acids. Lineage: Eukaryota; Metazoa; Arthropoda; Insecta; Hymenoptera; Colletidae. Gene Ontology annotation, cellular component: mitochondrial outer membrane.
GUAAACUACCAAUGACUGGAAUACUAUCGUCAUCCCCGACGGUCCUACGUCACCUUUGGGUCAGCAACCGUGACGUGGCUUUCACCGAGCACGCUGAUCGCCAUAAGUGUCGCAAUUUCUUGCAAUCGAUCAACCGCUUUCGUUACGGGAUUAAAAAUAACUUGUAGAUGAAGAUGCAAAGAGGACUCGCGAAUUCGUUGACGAACGGAAUUUCUGCGGAGGUAGCCCAGAUCGAGAUCACGAUACUUUCCAUCUCGAAUCACGCAGUCAGCAUUUAACGAACGUUCCACGUAAAUAAUGUAACGGCGAGAACAUAGCCUGGGAAACGGUGCCCGAUACCAGGCGAACUCCGCGUUCCAUCGAAAAUUCCGUUCGUUCGGUUCUCAGAGCGCACACAAGUAAGUGUUCGCGUUUGUGGCUGUCGGUGCACGUGCGCGAGAGCGCCCUCCGGGGUGAAGGGGGAAGGUUAUCGAUGGCGCCUCGCAGAGAAGGAGAGUAAAGAGAGAAAGGAGAAGAGAGGGCGCAAACGAAGAAGAAGGAGGUGGAAAGGAGAUAGUUCAGGCACGUCGCACACAGGUAAAACCGUAGGUAUAGCUAGCGAUGGGACUAACACCGUUUCGAUGAUUUCUCACUACGAGCUUUAACACUUAUCAUGGAUAAUUAGCGGUAGAUAGCUUUUUUUAACAGUUCUUCUACUUUUAGAUGAUCAAACUUCAAAAUGCUCCCGCACGAGUAUUGAUGAGAUGGCUACUAACGCAGACUAGAUCCACUUCAGGAACUUUAUAUGCAGAUAUAAAAAAGCAGCAUAUUAGAAAAAAGCAAAGCAUCCAAAUUAUCACUCGCUCUCGACACUCUUUGUCGCGCGGUAGACUUGAUGUGAGCUCGUGAGCUAUAGGUAACAGCGAAUCUGACGGCAACUUAAUCGCCAUUUUGGUUACCACUUUGGUAUCCAAUUGCUUGGUACCAUUGUUACGUAUCACGUUAGUCCCAUUGCUAGGUGCAGCCGAUACGUUUGUGUUGCGCGGGAGCGAGAUAGUGUGGACCGCGUGCCGGAAUACGCCGGCAGUCAAUGGUGGGGAGAAAACGUGAAUGAUCCAUAGAAGUUCGUAAGGUUGUGUGGUCCAGGCGAGGAGCGUGUGUCGGCCUGUACAGAGCAGUGUACCGACGAAGGAGAACUGAACAGUGUGGAACGGUGGGAAACGUCAAAGGAAUGGCGGGGAUACGCGGCAACCAGAGAAGUGGGGUGCGGGUUGGCGGUCGGUGGUUCGGAAAUGGCCGCGGGAAAGUAGAGAGCGUUACGUCGUCCGGGGCAGGCGAGCCAAAGAUUUUCGGUGUGCGCGGUGUGCCCUCGUUAACCCGGCGCUUCGGGCGAUUUUCACCAAGGCACUCGAACGCACUGGCGAUGUUCUAAAGGGUACGUUAACACGGCCACGAGGAUUCCUCCGUAGGUGUGCGAGCAUCUCGUCGACGAGAGUCGGUGGCCAGACAGCCGGUGCCUGGAAGAGAUCAGUGCGGGCGGUUGUACACGAGGAUGGCCGGCGACGACGGUGCACCACCGAACAAUGAGAUCCUCGACGCGGUCGGAGAGGGGCAGGGUGCGUCAGUGCGGGGGGAACCACAUUCCAGAGUGGGCGGCAUCCUGGAAUGCGAUCCCCCCGGUAACAGGAAUUCGCCGAGCGAGCGAGCCUGCAACGACCACGACGACUGCGACGACGGAAGCGGUGAAACUGUGAUCGCCGACGACGAUUGUAACAACAGCGCCGUAGCCGUUGGAACCGUGAUUGGAGACGAUAACGGCGGUCUGUGCCGAUAUGCUAUCGGCACCGCCAAUACCGCUAUGUCUUUCAUCGAAGUUUGCCAGAUUCGUCUGCAACAUCUCUUCCCGCAAUUAGUUUCAUCCUCUCAGCGCUACAGCCUUUGCGAGGACUCCAUUGAAUUCACGGCGGAAUGUUUGGCGAACGAUGUGAUACGAUAUCUGUUGAAAGAAGAUAUUUAUCUUAUAUCGCGUGACCCGGUCUCUAGGAGUAUGAGACACAAUGUGUAUCAGAUGCUAAACAAACACAGUAUCCUAUUUGCGAGUAUGGUGAACCGUUUGAACGUCGUACCGGACACGGCGUACGAAGCGUUCAUGGGAGUCGCGGAUGAGCUCUUUUUACACGGUGGAGUUACAUGGGCAAGAAUCGUUUGUUUGUACGCAUUUAUGGGCAGACUCGCUCUCUGGGCACGGGACAGACGAAUGCACGCUCUGAAGAAGAAAUUACCGCUGUACGUCUCCAGAUUUAUUGGCGAAAAAGUUGCGCAUUUUAUCAAAGGAUACGGAGGAUGGGAUCAGCUGUGUAUAGAAUAUCCCGUGGCAGAAGAGAUUAGCGGAGCGAUCUGGAGGAGUCUUCUGAUGACUGGUGCCACACUUGGCUUGGUUGCAACAAUUUUAACUGUAACCUCCUGAUACACACUCACAGAUCAAGUCGCACAGGGUACGUUUUACGCGAGACCUUUUAGCGUACUUAUAUUCUACCAAAAUGCGUUUAAAAACAAUUUCCAAGAGUUUGUACGACGCUUUUCCAUUAACAUCGAAAAUGGAAUCGUGUGAUUCGAAAGUUAAUCUUUCGUAUGCAUUCCUAAUGAAUGCGCGAUGUGUAAAUUCAGCGUCGGCCAUGCAGUAUGUACAAUCAUCGUACUAAUAUCACACGAAUUACAAACAUCGUACUUUUUUUUUUAUGAUAAUUGCAAGAAAUAUUUAAACGAGCGAAGGAUAACGAUGAAAGUUCCCUAUUAUAUUCGUAUUGUGUAAUAAUCGCAGCUCGUUGGACUAGUUGAAUUAGUAAAAGAAAAUCUUAUUUAACGUUAAUCUAGAUAUUUUAUCAAAAUAAUUUUCAUACGAUACUCAAAAUUUGACGUUUCAGAUAUUUAUGUCGAACAAGAAUCUCAAAAUUAUAUUGAAUUUAGGUAGAAGCAAUCUAAGUAUAUUUAUUUAUAAUUUAUUUUAGGUAGAAAAUAUAUUAAAUAAUAAAUUUCCUUGUCGUUCGAAGACCAUCGUGGACGCUUAGAAUUUAUAAAAAGCGAUCCAUGUGACAGUGCUCGUUAAAUAUAUGGUAAACAUCUUUAAACAACAUUGAAUAUUAUAUGCGGUAGCUUCUAAUAACAUUGCAAAAAAUUUAUAUAAGUAUUCGGAGAUAAUAAACGUUUCUACAAAAUAUCAAUUUUCUUAGUGGUAUCAAUUAUUUUAUGUACCUGUAACAAAAA